AACAAAAACAAAAACGCAUUUUUCAGUCACAAAGUGUAGUCCAAUCCAGUCUUUUUCCUUAAAACCAAUUCUCCCCCUCCUCCUGCUCCUCCAAGUUUCUCUCGCUCUCUCUGAUUGAUGACCACUUUGAACCCAUUUUUACUUCACUGAACCACUUUAGAAUACAAAGAAAUGCAGCAGUUUUCAUUUUUUUUUCUUGCACAUAGAUUUAUAUAAGGUGUUUAGUCACAGGGUUUAGAGGUUAGUUGGAUUUAAUUGAAAAUUUUGAACUUUUUUUAUUUUUUAUUUUCUAAAUAAUGGCUAGGCGACAUGGAUGGCAACUCCCUGUUCAUACUUUUCAGAUUGUGGCUAUUACAGUUUUCUUCGUGCUAUCUGUUGCAUUCUAUGCCUUUUUCGCUCCCUUUCUUGGGAAGGUCAUUUAUGAAUAUGUGGCUAUUGGUGUUUAUUCUGUAUUGGCGCUCUCCGUAUUUAUUCUUUAUGUACGAUGCACUGCAAUUGAUCCGGCCGAUCCUGGAAUUCUACUAGAAGAUGAUGAGACAGCAGGCCAUAAAUCAGAAAAUGACACAGAUCUGCCUGGAAACUCUGCUGAAGAACCUAGCAAAAUAAGGUUAAAAAAUGGAGGGAAAUCCUAUAAAUACGGUUCAAGUUGGUGUUCAAGACUUGGAGGUUUCUUUUGCUGUUUUCUUGUGAAACAAGAUUGCCGUAAAGAUGAAGAUAUUCUACAGGAAGAAUCUGGAGAGGAUGCUUUGUUCUGUACACUGUGCAAUGCCGAGGUGCAGGUUUAUUCCAUAAGGUUUUAUUUUUAUUGCUUGGGAUAGAGUUCCUUUUUAUGUGGAAUCCCCUGCCCACAAACCAUGCACACACAAAAACGAAGGAAAGGGGAAAAUAUGGGUAAAAGGUAGAAGGAAAG
This is a messenger RNA of Populus euphratica (Euphrates poplar), 910 nucleotides long. RefSeq names its product protein S-acyltransferase 21-like. Bases 297 to 818 code for a protein of 173 amino acids. The transcript has 4 exons. The record is from RefSeq and is a predicted model, not a curated record. Lineage: Eukaryota; Viridiplantae; Streptophyta; Magnoliopsida; Malpighiales; Salicaceae.